This is a messenger RNA of Vanrija pseudolonga, 1966 nucleotides long. It is a transcript of the gene mug137, whose product is annotated as Meiotically up-regulated protein. The transcript is spliced from 10 exons. Lineage: Eukaryota; Fungi; Basidiomycota; Tremellomycetes; Trichosporonales; Trichosporonaceae. The coding region runs from base 95 to 1966 and encodes 623 amino acids. Gene Ontology annotation, cellular component: cytoplasm. The record is from RefSeq and is a predicted model, not a curated record. Gene Ontology annotation, molecular function: protein binding.
CGACGACGACGACGACGACGACACUUGCACAUCGCCGCAUAACUCGACACUGCAUCUCAACUCGCGCAGCGGCUCAUAGGCGCAAGCAUACACGAUGCAGCGCAAGGCUCUCAAGCAGUUGAACAAGGUCACCCAGUGGACAAACGAAAAGGUGUUCUCUGGUGAGAAGACCCAGUUCUCUGAAGAGUUCACCGAGUUUGAGAGCGAGAUCGACAAGCUCCGCCUCGGGAUUGAGCGCCUCCAUGCCACCUCCACCCCAUUCCAUGACCAGCUCACCAAGCUCACGGCGAGCGCCGACCCCCACCCGCCCUCGGGGUCGAGCAAGGACAAAAUGCUCGUCGGCGAGGCGCUAGGCACCGUCAUGAUCGACUACGGCAACGACGUGGGCGGGGCAUUUGGUGAUGGAUUGACCGCGUACGGACGGGCACGGGGCAAGCUUGCAACUGUCCAGCAGGAGUUUGGGGAGCGCGUCAAAGAGGGCUACAUCACAAGCAAUGAAACUGCACUCGCCGCGGUCGACGAGUACAAGGUCUUCCGCAAGAAGAUGGACUCACGGAGGUUGACCCUGGACGCGGCGCUCAUGCGUCAGAAGCAGAGCAAGAAGCAGUCGGAUUCGCUGGACCAGGAGGUCGAGCUGGCCCAACAGCGCUUUGAGGAGGCCGAGGAGGAGACGAGGCUCCGUAUGGAGGCCAUCAAGGAGCACGAGGAGGCACAGUUCGCGGCCCUGACCGACCUGCUCGAGGCGGAGCGUGACUACUUUACGCGGUGCAAGGAGAUCUUGGAUGAGCUUCGCGAAGAGUUUCCCACGACUGUCCAUUCUUCCUUCGUGUCUUCGGGCAACCGGCCUCGCGCCAAGUCAAACGCCUCGGCCAGGUCAGCAAGCGCGACGUCGCGCACGCCGACUCGGCCCAAGACGCCGACCAGCAGACCCAGUUUCAGCCGGCAGGCGUCGGCCCAAGUUUCUGACGAUGAGGACAGCGGGGACAAGGACAAGAAGGCCAACGGCGGUGAGAAGAAGGGCAACCGCUCGCGCUCGGACAGCGCCGCCUCAGCGGGCAAAGGCAAGUCCUCCCGGUCGAUCAUGCCUUCCUUUGGCUCGUUCGGUGCCAAGUCCAAGUCGUUCGGCAAGAAGUACGACAACAUCAGCGACGAGGAGAAACGGCACAUCUCGCUGGCCGAGGGACAAGAGGACACGCUGUACGACCCGUACACUCCGCCCGUGCGGCCCGAGGGUCGCGCACGCGCACACUCGGCAGCCGGGUCCACCGGGCCAGGACUACAGCCACCACGCCGGCGCGCGCUCACGUCGCCAUCAACGCCAGACAGGCCCCUGUACAAGGUUCUCUUCGACUUUGAGGGCCUCGAAGCCGACGAGCUGCCGCUCAAAGCCGGCCAGAUCGUCGCGCUCGUCGGUGCGCCGACCACCUCGCUGUGGAUGCUGGGCGAGGUGGACGGGCAGCAGGGUCUCUUCCCAAAGGACUAUGUCGAGGAGUACGAGGAGGCCGAGCUCCGCCCGCCGCCUGCGCUCAUCACGCCCCGCCGCACCUCGAGCCCGCGGAUCACGUCCCCCCUGACGGCAGGCUUCAGGAGCACGCCGCAUGCGCGCGCGCCGCUCCCGCGCUCGCGGUCGCACAACGACGAGCUGCUCGAGACGGAGAGCGAGACCGAGCUGUUCCACAACAACGACGACAACGCGUCCCUCGCGGCCGCGGCGCAGCCCCCGCCUGUCGCGUCGGCGAACCGCAGCCGCUCGGGCUCGCUCGCCAAGGGACCCGCGCCGCCGCCGCCGCCGUCCCGCCGCAACACGGCCUCGAACGUUGCGCGCGUCGCGUCCCCACCACCUGUAUCGUACAACCGUUCCCGCUCGUCCACUGUCUCCCGCACGCCGCAGCGCGGCAACUCGGAAGACGAGUCGCCUUUCGCUGCUGCUCAGUCGCCGUUUGCGCACUCGGACGAUGAGCAUUGA